CUCUCACUGUAGAGACAGCAUCAGCUCCUCAAACAAGCAGUUGGUCCCUUACCGGAGAGCACAGCAUCACCUCCUCAAACCACUGGCGAGGAUAACAGUGGCGGAAGAUCCGCGCCAGCAGUGAACACGGUUUUACAGGUCAACAGUUCUGAACCACAAGAGAAAACGCUAUGAGACAAUUUGAGAACAAAUAAAAAUUGGUUUUGUGGGAAAGAAUCGUAUAUUGGACAAUUCUUUGCCUCCUUGCCUCCCUGGAGUUUAAUUGCAAAACCCAGCAAGACUUCCUCAAAUCAACCAACACACUUUUAAGAGAAACUGCAGCAAGCCAGAAAUAAAUAACAAUCUGUUUGCCCUCACUGACUAGUAGCGAUGCAUAGCGCUCAUCUUUACAACAGCACCAAGGGACUUUGGGACGAGGAUGAUUGUCCGCCAUCCCUCAGCAGCACCACUUUUCUCAUUGUAGCCUACAGCGCAAUGCUAGCGGUGGGCUUGGUGGGUAACACUUGUUUGGUUUUGGUUAUCACACGACAAAAAGAGAUGCGUAACGUGACCAACAUCUUCAUCGUGAACCUCUCGUGCUCUGAUAUCCUGGUUUGCCUCGUGUGUUUACCGGUCACCAUUAUCUACACACUUAUGGAUCGGUGGAUUCUGGGCGAAACUUUGUGCAAGGUGACACCAUUCGUCCAGUGUACGUCCGUGACGGUUUCGAUCCUCUCGAUGGUUCUCAUCGCCCUGGAGAGACAUCAACUCAUCAUCCACCCGACCGGAUGGAAACCAGUCGUCAGACACUCUUACCUGGCCGUAGCGCUUAUCUGGAUUGUGGCGAGUUUUAUCUCCCUUCCUUUUCUUUCGUUUCAAAUCCUCACGAUAUCUCCCCUGCACAACCUCAGCCUACCGUUCAACCCCUUCAGCAAUCAAUUCAUUUGUAUCGAGGAAUGGCCGUCCGGAGGUUAUCGGCUAGUUUAUACCACCUCGCUACUGCUGUUCCAAUACUGCCUACCGUUGGCACUCAUCCUAGUCUGUUACUUCCGAAUAUUCCUGCGCCUGAGUCGGCGCAAGGACAUUGUGGAAAGGACACGAGGUGAACGGCAGAAAAAGGCCAAAGGUUCGAAGCGAAUCAACGCCAUGCUGGCCUCAAUCGUAGCGGCGUUCACGCUGUGCUGGUUGCCGCUAAAUGUCUUUAAUACAGUUUUUGAUUGGAACCACGAGGCAAUGCCAACGUGCCAGCAUGACACUAUUUUCUCAGCUUGCCACCUCACUGCCAUGGCGUCGACGUGCGUUAACCCUGUGAUCUACGGAUUCUUGAACAAUAACUUUCAGAAGGAGCUGAAAUCAUUGCUUUACCGAUGUCGCUGCUGCGGGUCGCCCGAGAGUUACGAAAGCUUUCCGCUGUCCACUGUCAGCACAGGCGCUACAAAGGGGUCUAUCCUUAGCAAUGGCUCCGUCUGUAACACCUAUCAACCACACAAGAAAAACAGUUUCGAAUCGAAAGAGAUUGUUUAAACAGUGCUAAAUAUAAUGCUAUGUAUAUAUGACAGUAAGCAUCCCGCUUCAAAAGACUGAAUCCCAAUUUGGAGUAAUGAAAAUGUUCACAAAGAAGUCCUUAAACACAUUAAAGACUGGCCGGGCUUUGCCGAAGAGGACCAAUUUCCAAUGGACCUUUCUGUAAAUGUAUAUUAUUGACUGUGACGAAUAUUCAGCUUGUUGGUCUCGGCUUGAAUCGUAAGUAUUCUCAGUAUUGAUGCACAGAGUGAUUCUUCAUGAGAUAUGUUGAAAUACGUAAUAACAAAGUAGUUAGAGGUCUUUUAUUGUUAUCUUUGUUCAGACUAGGCCUGUGUAAAAAUAUGGAACAUAGUGAUAGCUGUGGACUGGACUGUUGUGGUUAACUGUUAAAGUACGGGCAGAACUAGCACUGUGUGUAUAGUAUGUAGUUUUAUAAUACACCUACAUUUAUAAUGUAGUUAACUGAACCUGGUUUGUAUAAGCUUUCCGUUCUUGCAACAUUUCAAACUUAUAUGUACUGCUAUGAUUUUUUGUGCUUUAUGUAAUUUAUCCUGAAUGUUAAAGCUGCAAUCUGUAACUUUUGCCACUCUAUCGCCAUCUAUGUUUGAAACAUAAAAUUGCAGGUUGCUUUACAUCAGGGCUAGUCAACUGGCGGCCCUAUUUCAAAAUCAGCGUAUUUACCUUAAAGCCACCCUUUCCAAUGUACAUGACAAAUGACAGCCGAUAAACCAGAAGGAGAGUCGUAAAUGGACUGCGUAGGGUGCCAACCCUCUGCGGGUGCAGAAGUGAUGUAUGUCAGUGUGUUCAAUGUGUGCAAUGUGAAAAUUAUUAAUCCUUUUUUGUUUAACUUUAUCAGUAACAUUUGAUACUUAAUGAGAUUGAGUACUGAUAAGUAAAAUAUUAAGUACAAAUAUAUUUGUAGAUUAAAGGCUUUUUUCAUUCGCUGAAAUUAGCUUCUGUUCCAUGUUGACACCGAUUUACGAUUAAAACUGAAAUGUCAUUACGACUGCCACUAGGGGGCGAACUCCGACAGUCGUGUCUGAAUGUAGUGUACAAUGGAAUGGCGGUUUAGCUUAUAUAUAUCUUUAAAAUAUUAAAAAAGAAAACAUGAAGUGCAAUUUUAGUCAUUAUGAGAAGACGGGAUAUGUUGUGAAUACUUGAAAUGUAAAAAUUGAUGUUAAACAGUUAUAAACAAAAUAAGUUUAAGAGCUCUGCAUUAUAGGUAGUGCUAUAAUUAGAAUACAUAUAAUAGGUUAAAGUAAAAAUAUAUAAAAGGUAAAAAUAGGGGUAAAAGUUUGACCCGCAUCAUAUUUAAAUUUUUAAAAUCUGACCCUUGAAGUAGAGUAGUUAAAGACUCCUGCUUUACAUACUUAAGCUUGGAGGAUAGUCAAGAGUGAAUGCACAGGGAGCAUAGUUUAUUUGACUCAUACGUGUAAACAGAUGUUCGACGCAUGUGCAUUGCGAUCCAAUAUAUCUCCAGGCCUAAAUACUACAUAUUCCUGUACACAAAGUAUGCGCUGUUACUAAAACCUGGCUAUUCUGUACUAUGCGUACACUAUUCUGAUGACGAAAUUUGCAUCACAUGCACAUAAACAGAUUGCAGCGUUAAUUCCUAUCAUAGUACACAGUUUCUUUUUGCUUAGUGCCUAUAUUUGACAAAGCUAUUCAAGUCAAUUCCAUUCUUCUAAAUUCCAUUUUAAGAUAACAUUCUGGAUUUGCAUUGUCGCUUGUCCGUAGUUUUAACAAAAACUAUUUGCAUGCUGUAAAUAAUAUUGUAUAUACAUUAUAUAUUUAUAUUAUUUUUACAGUAUAUGUGUGCACCAUAUCAUAACUGUUAAGUAUAUAUUAACGCCCUGAAACAUAUUGAAGCGCCAAAUGUAAGAUGUCUGUUCACAUGAAACAGUAUGAAGAAGUAAUUUAAAGGUGCAGUGUGUAGAUUUUAGCGGCAUCUAGUGAUGAGAUUGCAACUGGCAACCAACUGCUUAGUCCACCACUCACCCCUCCCUUUCGAAACACAUAGAGAAGCUACAGUAGCCGCCACAGGACAAACAUCUCAUCGUCUAAGACACCGUAGUGAUGAAAUGCGAGAAGUUUGUUCUUUAAGGUCUACUGUAAAAACAUAAUGGCAUGAUAUGGCGACUUCUAUAAAAGUCAUUCUGAGGAAAUAAAAACAUAACUAUACAUAAUAUAUUUAUGUAUAUUAUAUUGCAUUACUGUCAAGAGAUCCUCCUAAAAGUUAUACAUUGCACCUUUAAGGUUAUGAUUUAUAAAUAUUUACUGUUUUAGCACUAAAGAUAGAUAUAAAUUGGCACUUAUACAUGAAUGUACAAUAGUGCUACAUGGAUCAUUUACACAUAUGAAUCUUGCUGUUCUUACUGUAUAUUUUUAGUCCUUUGUUAUUAAAAUAUUGCUGUAAUAUUUCAGUUAAAAUGUGUACAACAUUGUAAAAAAGCAUUGAUGUUAAAUCAACUGAUAUUCUUAUGUUACUUGAACUUAACAAAUUAAGUUAAACAAUACUUGUUAACUUGUUAUUAUAAGUAGGUUGAAUUGACUUUUGACUUUUUCAUUUUUUACAGUGAAUUCAGUGCCAAAAGCAACAACGUGUUUCCAUGGUACUGUCACAAAAACUCCCUUAAUCAUGCAGUUGUCCCCAAAAUUCACACUUUCAUAGACUGUUGGGUAUAGCGGUUGGGAUGGGUUCGCCAUGCUUUAGGAAAUGUAUUGUAUAUGCAUAACAAGACGAGUUUAAGCAUUCCUAAAGCAUGACUUGAGUUUCUAAAGAGUUACACUAACGUUUGGCCAUAAAAGCAUUUUACCUUCACCUGGAAAAACUCAAACAUUCAGUCAACAUAUACAAAGAUAUUGUGUUUUACAGUAUAUUUUGAAGCUUCAACCCUUAUCAGUAGUUUUCCUUCGUCUCUGUCUCUCUCUCCAUAUUUUCGUAUAUGUGCUUUUAUACAUCAUUUUCAACUGGAAAGCCAGCUAUGUUGAAAUGUGGGCCUGCAUUUCAAAAGUAUAAGCUUUGAAAUUGCUUUGAAGUAUCGAAUCAGUAUACUUUCUUUUUCCUUUUAUUUCUGAGAUAUUUUGUUGGCCAAGAACAUGUGUGUCGGAGGUCAGCUAGCUUUUGGCAUUUCACGGUUUCUGUGCGGCUUUAAAAUAUAAGUAGCACUUUUAUGCCAAAAAUUAGGGAUGCACCGAGACCACUUUUUUGGAGUACGAGUACUUGCAUUUCAGUACUUGCCGAUACCGAUACCGAGUACUUAAUAAAAAACAUGAUUUAAAUUUACAGGUAACAGCUUUAGUCAUAUAAUUUAACAAAAAAACAAGGGACUAGUUUUCCAGUUUGUUGUAAACUCUGCCUCUUUGGACAACACAAGAGGCAUUAACCCCUUACACGCCGCUCAAACAUAGACAUUUCUCAGACCGUGGUAUCGAUCCCUGGUAUCGGGAGACUUUUAACGAGUACUUUAGAAAAUGUGGUAUCGAGGCCGAUACCUGAUACCAGUAUCGGUAUCGGUGCAUCCCUACCAAAAAUCAUUAGGAUAUUAUGUAAAGAUCAUAAUUUAUAAAUUUCCUAUCUUAAAUAUAUCAAAACUUUAUAUUGUGAGUGGAUGCAGUUACUAAGGACUUCAUUUGGACAACUUUUUUGAGCUGUAUCUUGGCCAAAUAUUGUCCUAUCAUAACAAACCAUACAUCAAUGGAAAGCUUAAUUUUCAGACGUAUAAAUAUCAAUAUCCCCUUAUGACUGGUUAACACAACACAACAUGUGUCAUUGACAUGCGCAGCGCACAUGAAUGUACCAUAGUCUACUUUGCUUUACGAAAUGAAAUGUGUAAUGAAGUUCAGAAAUACAAGCUUGUAAGAAUUCUGUUAAGCCAAAAAUGUCCAUAGCAAAUAUACGUUUAUUAAGGAAUAUCAUCGUUUAGGAAGAGUAGAUACCCAGUUUGACCAGAGGUGAAAUAAUUUGUAUAAUCAUUUGUACAAUGCCCAUUUCAUUUGACUGGAUUAAGUAAUAACGUAUAAAAAUGACCAAAGUUUAUAUUAAACAUAUAUUGAUGUUUUUUCUUGA
Molecule: messenger RNA, 5572 nt
Organism: Paramisgurnus dabryanus
Lineage: Eukaryota; Metazoa; Chordata; Actinopteri; Cypriniformes; Cobitidae
Gene: npy8br
Product: neuropeptide Y receptor Y8b
Biological process (GO): G protein-coupled receptor signaling pathway
Cellular component (GO): plasma membrane; neuron projection
Molecular function (GO): neuropeptide Y receptor activity; neuropeptide binding
Source: RefSeq, a predicted model, not a curated record